UCAAAAUAAGUAAUUAUUCUGGGAAAUCAGCAAUCCAGGCUAUUGGUCUGAAACAUUCCAGAAAUUAACUUGCUAAAAUCUUCCUCCUCCGUUAACUAUCCCAACUCCGCCGUCUUCCGCCGUCAACAAUCCCAACUCCGCCGGCCUCCGCCAUUAUCGGAGACUGUAUACAAAUUGUAACACAAAAAAAAGUUGUCUAGUGCAAUGGCUUCCAUUACAAUCAAAGCAAUUUUAUGUAUCCAAUUGCUAGCUUUCCUUAUCGGAGUUUUUGCUGUUAUCGGAAUCAACGCCAGUUGGGAAGAGGAGGAAGGAAUGCUACGAAAGCGAACCGGACAUCACAAAUUGUUCGAUUACUUUAAGCUAUCUCUUUUAUGGCCUGGUACGGCUUGCCGGGAUACUACUCGUUGUUGUUCUUCCAAUGCCUGUUGCCGGGCGAACUCACCAUCUGUAUUCACGAUCCAUGGACUUUGGGCUGAUUACAACGACGGAACUUGGCCUGCGUGUUGUUCUGGCUCUGAAUUUGAUAUGAAUCAGAUUUCAUCAUUGCUCGAGAUGUUGAAGAAGUACUGGCCUUCUUAUAAUUGCGGGGCCGCCUCAACUUGUCACGGUGGAAAAGGAACAUUUUGGGCUCAUGAGUGGGAGAAACACGGGACAUGUUCUUAUCCAGUUGUCCAAGAUGAGUUUGAUUACUUCGAUAGGACUUUGAAUGCUUACUUCCAAUUUAACGCCACCGGAGUUCUGUUUGAAGCCGGGUAUCUACCGUCAAAUUCUGAGAAAUAUCCACUGGCAGGGAUUAUUUCAGCCAUUCAAAAUGCCUUUCAUGCAACUCCAGAGUUGAUAUGCUCAGGCGAUGCGGUGGAGGAACUUCGAAUAUGCUUCGAUAAGGAUUUCCAGCCUCGUGAUUGUGCAAGUGGAUCUAUCAUUAAAAGCGGCAGAGUCUCUUCUGGGUCAUGUCCUCGAUAUGUUAGCUUGCCAGCAAUUGGAUCAAGUGGUAACAAACGAGUGGCUGGGAUCAGUUUCAAGCUCUGCGUUGCAGUCCACUUGCUAUUGAUUUUUUUAUUCAUCUGAAAGGGCUUUGACGGCAGCCUUUUAUUCUGUGAGUGUCUUACAAGAGUCAUGUAAAUUUGAAUCGGGCUGUAAGACCAGAUCCUCAUUGCUUUACCAAGAUAUUUAGCGCGUAGCUUGCUAUUUAUAAGCUAUACAUUCUUUCUUGUAAAGAUUAUGAGAUGAUGUUGACGUACGCUAUAUAGCAUCUCAAUAAGGAUUAUUUAAUUUGUGCUACUUAGAAGUCGAGUGUGUAAGAAGAACAGUGCAAAAUAUGAUGUAUUAGUAAUGCAAGUAUUAGUUAUGUUGGGAUUAUUCUUAUGCAAUGUUUGGUUUGGUGUGUUGAAAA
Capsicum annuum is the source of this 1393-nucleotide messenger RNA. RefSeq names its product ribonuclease 2. The record is from RefSeq and is a predicted model, not a curated record. The transcript has 11 exons. Gene Ontology annotation, cellular component: extracellular region. Gene Ontology annotation, molecular function: RNA binding; ribonuclease T2 activity. Gene Ontology annotation, biological process: RNA catabolic process. Bases 205 to 1068 code for a protein of 287 amino acids. NCBI's taxonomy places the organism in Eukaryota, Viridiplantae, Streptophyta, Magnoliopsida, Solanales, Solanaceae.